UCAAAAUUGGAUCGAUAUGCAAUCACUUUUUUUUUUUUUUGGUUUUUUACAUCCAUUCAAGCUGACCCUGAGCAAGAGGCGGGAUACACCCCUAACUGUUCUCCAGACAAACACGGGCCACACACAAACAGCCAUUCGUCUUUCCAUUCACAGCGAGUCAAAAAAGCGAGCAAAAGAUUUAUGUGGAGCCUGGACUGCAUUUUGUGUUAGGACCGAGAUACACUGCUUCCUUUACCUUCCCACCCGUACCUGUCUUCGAUGUUCAGUAAGAAGGGUGUACAACUACUGUGAGUUUAACGUGCAAGACAUAAACUUCUGGCUUUCACAUUGUAUGUCUUUGGCCUGCGGUGGGCUUUUGAUCAACAACGGAAACUGUUGACAGGAAAUGAGAGGGCACACUAAACCGGCAAAUAUAUCGGAGUUCAUCUUUUGGUCUCGUUUUACAUUGUAAAAACACUUUGUCCCUAAAGUGCUGAAUUAGCUCUACAAGUGGGAACCAAACGACAACAUGUUCUCUUUGAUGAUGUCGUCUGACCACAUUGACAUUUCUGCACCGACAGUCAGUCCGGAAAUGCUCAUGUCAUCCAUCUGCCACUGAGAAACAAAAGAAGCAUCCAAACUCAGACCCUUUAUCACGCAAGAAGAUAAUGACCUAAAACAAAAUCACAAACGAGGAGGAUGUUGAAGAUUUUAGCCUGGCCAAGACCGUCAGCUGACUUAAACCCUAUUGAGCACGCAUUUGUAGGUUAGUCUCCAAAAUGGCUGCCAUCCUCUUCAAUCCAAAGUACAAACGAGUUCAGGACACAUGAUUGUAAUAAAUACUGAUGCAUUCGUGUUUGGGGUUAAAGUCAAAGCGAUAGCAAACUCAAAAUAUUUUCAUUUCUUUUGCUUUAGAUGACACACUUUUCUAUUGUCCCUUUGUCACGUGUUUUUUUGUGUUAAGCUUUUGAAACUUGAUAAGAAUAAGCUGAUUUGUGUGUGAUGAAUUAUUUUGCUUUGCACAAAUUCUGUUUCUGAAGCAGACCUUCACAAUGCCAGGCUGAUUUGAGGUUUUUGGGGGUUUUGCUCCAAGUUGAUUCAUUGAUAUUGUGAAAUCGUUACCAAUGAAUGAGCGCUAUUCAAAGUGUCAGAGUCUCAAACGGGACGCAACAACUAGAUAGCAAGUCUUGUACAGAAGAGCGUUCACUGAGAAGAGCCGGCUUGGGUUGACACCUGAAACGGCCAAUGCGAUGUCUGUGAAAUUGUCCCCUCCCCUUUGGUGUUCUACGUUUCAAGUCAUUAAACAUUUGAAGCUCUCUGGAGGAACUGCUGCACUUGCUGGGACAACAACGAAAUGCGGACGACGCUUCAUCUGCUGCUCCUGCUGAUCCCGUUUGGAGGAUACACGGGUCAGCCCACCUUCAAAACAGAGACCGAAAAAGUUGGACAAAGUGUCUCUCUGGAAUGUGUCCGCGAUUCCUCUGAAACUCAAGCUGUUCUUACUUGGAUUCGACUUGCUUCUGGAAACUUUCCAGAAGUCUUAGGUCAGAUGCAGUCCUUUGAUUAUACAAUACGCGAAACUGGGACAUCAAAGAGUGGACGUCGUAUAACAGUCAAGCAAAAGCCAGGGAAGUUUGUUCUGCAAAUUAGUCAGGUGCAAAAAAUUGAUACAGCGCUCUACUACUGUUUCAAAUUGCCAUCACGGUAUCAUAAAAUGGAAUUUUUGAAUGGAAUAUUUCUACUGGUCAAAGACGACCCAGAAGCAGAGACAGCCGUCACUGCUGUCACUCAUGACUUGCAGUUCAACGAGAGCCGAUCGCAGUGCUCGUUCGUCUCUCGCUCUGGUAAUAAAACGUGUGAGGAUGGACACAACUUUUAUUGGCUCAGAGCUGGACCACAGGAUUCAAAUCCCCACUUCAUUUACACUCAUGACGAAUGUGAGAAAGUGGCAAAGGGCUCCAUGCAGGAAUGCGUUCACGCUUUCCAUAACAACGUCGACACCGGAACGUACUCUUGUGCUGUGGCCACAUGUGGGCACAUUUUUAUGGCAAAGGCAACAAAGGUCAACAUGCAAGACCCCAGCAAGUCUGAUUUCCUAAAGACUGUCAUCUUCGUCAUGGCUGCUGCUUUGACCUUAAUCUCCAUCCUCUCAGCUUUUCUCAUAUACAAGGUCAAGACAAAAACGUUUUGUUGCUGCAUAGCUUGUCGGCAAACUCGUGAAGAAACGUGCAGUGGUGUCCAACAGAGAACCGAGGACACUUUGGUUUAUUCCGCGCCGACCAUCGUCCCCAGGAAAAGUGGCAAAGCCAGCCAAACGAGAGCGAGAAAAAAUGAGGAUUUUCGCACGUAUACGGACGUCUGCCUCCGCGAAACCUAACGAGAUCGAAUUUUGUACUAAGAUCAAAUUUAUUUAAAGUUUGUAUUAAGAUCUUUCACAUUUCAAAAGUACUGCAGAAGUUUACAGUGCAAGGAACCGUAUUUGGCAUAUUGGGACUAAACUAACACUGUACAACCUCCGUCAAAGUUUGUAUUGAGAAUUUUUACAUUUCAAAAGUACUGCAGAAACUUACAGCGCAAGGCAUAAUGGCACUAAAAUAUCACUGUACAACCUCUGUCAAUCAAAAUAGAAUGAUUUGUCACUCAUGACUUGCACCGGUAUGUGCUAAAAGCUAGCUCACCUGCUAAAUGUGAAUUUGCAACAAUACUGCUGACUCAUUUAUUUAAAAAAUAAUUAAAAUUAUUAUUAUUUUUAUAAUAAUAUAAUAUAUAUAAUAUAAUUAUAUAAUUAUAUAUUAUUUAAAUAAUUUAAAUAAUGUGUUUCUAUUGCCAUUACUUGCAGCUGAGAGUUUGUUAGUCUAAUCUUGAAAUUAAAAAUAUAAUGUAACGAGAAUAAAAUGUCUGAGAAAAAAUACGAUUAUUGUAUUCAUAUUUUAUGAGAAAAAAAUCAUCAUCAGCACAUUAGGGAAAAAAAACAAGACACUUCAUCAUCCACGUAUGUCAUUUAUUUUGUAUGAAUGUAAAAACUAUUUGAAAUGAAAAAUAUAAUGUAACGAGAAUAAAAUGUCUGAGAAAAAGUACGA
Syngnathus typhle (broad-nosed pipefish) is the source of this 3059-nucleotide messenger RNA. RefSeq lists its product as uncharacterized. The transcript is spliced from 7 exons. Lineage: Eukaryota; Metazoa; Chordata; Actinopteri; Syngnathiformes; Syngnathidae. Gene Ontology annotation, biological process: response to bacterium. Bases 1334 to 2356 code for a protein of 340 amino acids. The record is from RefSeq and is a predicted model, not a curated record.